Messenger RNA from Soboliphyme baturini, 345 nucleotides. The record is from the annotation of a GenBank genome assembly. Lineage: Eukaryota; Metazoa; Nematoda; Enoplea; Dioctophymatida; Soboliphymatidae.
AUGACUGAAAAGCUUGGAACUCGGGUGCAAGCUGCUGAAAUGGGCUUUCUUAGACCAGUCGCUGGCCGUAUGCGUCUUGAGAUGGUCCGCAAUAAAGGCACAUGGAAGAGCCUUGGUGAACAGCCUUUGCUUCUCCAGAUUGAGAAGUCACAGCUGCGAUGGUUUGGUAUGUGUGGCGAAGGCUUGGAGAAAGGAAGGCAAAGCAACUGUUUCUUGCGGAACGAUCCGGAAGAAGAGUCAGGAUCGGCCAAGAUUAACCGGUACAAAUAUACGGAAGGAGUCUGUUCCAAACUCUGGUCGUCUUCUGCCGAAGCUCCGACUGUGGCACAGGAUCGGGAACGUUGA